Hibiscus syriacus is the source of this 644-nucleotide messenger RNA. RefSeq lists its product as uncharacterized. The coding region runs from base 56 to 523 and encodes 155 amino acids. NCBI's taxonomy places the organism in Eukaryota, Viridiplantae, Streptophyta, Magnoliopsida, Malvales, Malvaceae. The transcript has 3 exons. The record is from RefSeq and is a predicted model, not a curated record.
UUUCUUCCGAACGGUACCGAGAAUAAGAUCAAGUAGCUGUCUUUUGAGGGGGGAAAUGGAUCCUUGGGCAGUUCACUUGAAGAACGCAAACCCUGUGAAUCCUUUUUCCUCUGCUUCUUUGUUGUCGAAGAGGAAUUCGACUCCUGAAAGACUCAAUUCUUUUAAGAUUUCGAAAUUUGGAGUCUUUCAAAUCAGGGUUUCAAGGAUAUGCCUUCCUUCAUCUGCCCAUCGUUCUUUCACCGUUAAAUCUAUGGCCAAGAACAGUAAUCACGACAAUUCAUCUUCCUCUUCCUCAUCUUCCGGAAAUGGUGAUCAACCUAUUCCUGAUCGAGACAGUUCAAGAAUAAAUAAGUCUUCAGACAGCAAUAAAUCUGAGGAUGAUGCUUCUCAGAAGUCUCAUGAUGUAAACACGAACUGGAGAGAGUUCAGAGCAAUGCUAUAUAAUAACUACCAGGUGGCGAAGAAAAGGCAGAUUCCGAUGGUCAAGGUGAGACACCUCAUGUGUCGAAACCUCUUUGCCUGAAAUGGGCACACCCACUUUCAGUGCCUGAUUGCUACUGAGAAGCUUGAUGGAGUUCGCUCGUUUGAACGAACGGUAGUUCUCCUUCUGAGAUCAGGAACCAGACAUCCACAAGAAGGGCCAU